Molecule: messenger RNA, 1623 nt
Organism: Seminavis robusta
Lineage: Eukaryota; Bacillariophyta; Bacillariophyceae; Naviculales; Naviculaceae
Source: the annotation of a GenBank genome assembly
AUGAAGACAUCCGUGCGCCAUGCCGAGAAGAGGAGAACAUCGACUUGCCGCUUUGCCGAUCGAAUAGCCCAGUUUUGUGUGCAGCAUUUCAAGCAGCACAUUCCAUCCUCGUUUCGUGAAGAGCAAAAACAAACAUGCCUGGCUGCCAUUGUGGCAUUUGUGGAGGGUAAUGACAACAACAGCGAAGAACUUGACAACGGCUGCAUCUACAUGUUGGGUAUGGGAGUAGGGACCAAAUUCUUGCCCAAUGAACUGCUCGAUGAGGAAAUCAAAUUGGAUCAUUCCUCUUGUACUACAGGGAAUCUAGUAGGAGGCUACGGUAGGCGUGUCCGAGAUUGCCACGCCGAGGUUUUGGCCAAGAGGGCAUUUCAGCGACAGAUCCUACUCACCAUGUUGCAAGACUUGAACCUGCUGCCAGGAUCUCCUGAUCCCCUACCUAUUCUUCGACGAGUACAAGUGGAUGACAACACCAAGGAUGUUUGCUAUGGAUUGAGGCCGGGAGUAUCUCUACACAUGUACACCAGCUCUGCCCCCUGUGGAAAUGCCACGCUCAAAAAGUUUGCCACAAUGACAAAAGAAAUCUUCCAAGAAAACCUGGCCGACAACGAAUGGCCAAAGACCGUCCAUGAACCGAUUCUUGGGCAUUCCAUCCCACUGGGACAAUUCGCAUUGCUAGUGAAGAAGGAAAGAAUACCCCCUCCGGCAUCAAAGAGUCCCCCAAGCCUUGAAUCAAGCGAACACAAUAGCAAUCUGCAAAAAAGAAAGCCGCCCAAAGAUUGUCCCGCCACUCAGUCCACCGACUGGUGCCCACCUGGCACAUCCACCGUCUGGUCGGGACAGGGAACCAUACAUACUUGUUCGGACAAGAUUUGUCGAUGGAACUGUUUGGGAUUGCAAGGGUCGUUGCUAGCUUCCCUACUGGAACAUCCAUUGAAAAUGGCCACCUUGACGGUGGGAAGAAAACUGACCGAAUCCGUGUGCAGGCGUGCGGUAUGUUGCCGAGCGUCGGCAGGAAAGCGAAAAAAGAACAAACAAAAGAUGAUAGAUCAAGAUUCUCCGCCCAAGUGGGCCUCCUACCAAGUCAACCAUCCAACAAUCAUGGGAACCUCCGUGUACAUGGAUGACAGUGGUGUCAUAGAAACGCCGUCGCCAGAGAAGAAUGAAAGCAAUGGAGAUAAUAUGCGAGUGGAAGGUCAAGACGUUCGUUUCCACUCGACACUGUCUUGGGCAUGGUGGCCAUUCAUUGAAUACGACAAUUCAUUCCCUUUGGGAUAUCAGCAAAAGAACGGGGAAGUAGUUGCCGAGUGCAUUGAUGGUGCCACUGGCCUUGUGGCAGUAGUAACAAGCCAUUCUGAGCAAGAGGGAGUUGAUACUAGUAGUUCUGAGCCAUUCUUGUCCAGAGUGAGCACAGUGGCGUUGGUAGACCUGUACUGUCAAGUAGCCGCUGCAAUGGUACGCGAUGAAUGUAAGAAUACUUCGAAACUGUCAAGACCCAAAACUUUGGUGGAUUUGCGAGCAUUCAAGCGACAAACUUCUCCUGUCUAUGAAGCCCAGAAGGAGGAGCUUCUCACCAAGCACCCUCUCUUUCGUCAGUGGAAACGUCGAGAGAACAAAAUUGAUUGA